This is a messenger RNA of Lactuca sativa (garden lettuce), 796 nucleotides long. Lineage: Eukaryota; Viridiplantae; Streptophyta; Magnoliopsida; Asterales; Asteraceae. The record is from RefSeq and is a predicted model, not a curated record.
UUUUAUAAUAAGUUAUCGUGACUAAUAGGUUUAAUUGUAUUUUUUCAACCGAGCUUCCUAAAAAAAGGAGAGGCAUGUCAAAAAAUAUUGAGUUGGGAAAGUUGAUAAGGGCAAAUAAGGGAAAGCCCAUAGAUUUGGAUUUCGACAGGGAGAUCACAUAUUCCCCUGUCGGGAAGCGUGGUAAUUGGUUCACCCAUGGAAUUGGGAGGUGUUUGUGGAACAAUGUCCCUUUCAACGUAUCUGGUUGGGACAAUGUUUCCCCCGCUUUAAGGAACGCAACAGUUGUUCAUCUAAAGAAUAAAUUUGAUUUGGAUAAGGUUAACAUGGAUCCGGAGCGUGCUCAAUUGUUGCGGAGCAUUGAUUCAAGUCUUGCAAAAGUUUACAGAGGCCGAAAAAGUAAAGCUCAUGCUUAUUUUAAGGAAAUCGGGGGGCCUGCAGAUAUCCAAGCCGCAUUAAACAACCCCCCUAACGGAAUGUCACAUGAAAAUUGGGCGAAGGCAGUCGAACAUUUUCAAACUCCAUAAUUUUUAAGGCGUUCGGCGUCAAACAAGGAAUGUCGUGCAAAACAAGUAGUUGUAAACAGAGGGGGGUCGAGCUCAUACGCCAGAAUUUUUAAGGCGUUCGCCGCUGUUGCCCAAUCUUCUUGUAGUGAUGGUGGUGGAAUAGAAUAUUACGACGGAAUGAAAAAAUCAUGUUUGUUUGCUACGAAGAAAUGUAAUGGAGAAGUUCUCAUGGAAUGUUAUUCUUCUACUCGUUUUUUAUUCUUUUUUUAGAACAUCAACAAUUAUUGAAUGAA